Messenger RNA from Oryctolagus cuniculus (rabbit), 813 nucleotides. RefSeq names its product small integral membrane protein 18 (gene SMIM18). The record is from RefSeq and is a predicted model, not a curated record. Lineage: Eukaryota; Metazoa; Chordata; Mammalia; Lagomorpha; Leporidae.
AUGGUUAAAUGGUAAGAAAUCAUCAAUUUGCUAUUAACUCACAAAUUCCCAUACAGGAAUUUAACUUAAGCACAAAAAGUAAAGGAAAAAGGCUGACGGCUAACAUCCAGACAGCUCUAUUCAAGUUUAUGAAUGAUUUACUCUUAAGAGUGGCAGGACUUAAUGCAAAUGAGCAUAAAGGAAACUGUCAGCUGCAUUGUGGUUCAACCAAUAGAAGCUCAGCUCCAUCUUGGCUGUGCACUAGACUGCAUUACAAACAGACGAUACCAUCGCUUCAACAGCAUUCUCUCAGACAAGAGAUUUAAAAGAGCAACCAAGAAGUGGAAUCUCUAAAAAUGGCAUCCAACCACUGGAACGAAACCACCUCUGUUUAUCAGUAUCUUGGUUUUCAAGUUCAAAAAAUUUACCCUUUCCAUGAUAACUGGAACACUGCCUGCUUUGUUAUCCUGCUUUUAUUCAUAUUUACAGUGGUAUCUUUAGUGGUGCUGGCCUUUCUUUAUGAAGUACUCGACUGUUGCUGCUGUGUAAAAAACAAAACUGUGAAAGAGUUCAAAAACGAACCUAACCCUCUAAGAAGUAUGAUGAACAACAUCAGAAAACGGGAAACUGAAGUGGUCUAACACUCUACCAAAGAGGAACAAAAUCUUUGAAAGAAGCCUUGGGCCUCUUCAGACAAAAAGAAAAUGUAUGUUAUUAGAGAACUUAUUCUCUCAAUGGUUAAAAGAUUUCUAGUAGAAGGGAAAAACAAGUGAAAUGUGCACUUCCUGUUGUAUGUGUAUUCUUUUCAUUAAACAGUAAAACUUCAAAAACCAA